AUGUCCAUUCCAAAAACUCAAAAAGCCGUUAUCUUCGAAACCUCUGGUGGUGAAUUAAAAUACACUGAUAUUCCAGUUCCAAAGCCAAAGUCGAAUGAAAUUUUAAUCAAUGUUAAGUACUCCGGUGUCUGUCACACUGAUCUUCAUGCAUGGAAAGGAGACUGGCCUUUACCAACUAAAUUGCCAUUGGUAGGUGGUCACGAAGGUGCAGGUGAAGUUGUUGCUAUUGGAGAAAAUGUCCAAGGAUGGGAAAUUGGUGAUUUGGCUGGUAUCAAGUGGAUCAAUGGUACCUGUUUGAAUUGUGAAUUCUGUCAAAAAUCCUUUGAAUCCAACUGUGCCAAAGCUGACUUGUCUGGUUACACUCAUGAUGGUUCUUUCCAACAGUACGCCACUGCCGAUGCUGUUCAAGCUGCUAGAAUUCCAAAGGGAACCGAUUUAGCCAAUGUUUCUCCAAUUUUAUGUGCUGGUAUCACAGUUUACAAGGCUUUAAAGACCUCCGGUGCAAAGCCAGGUCAAUGGGUUGCAGUUUCUGGUGCAGCUGGUGGUUUAGGUUCUUUAGCUAUUCAAUACGCUAAGGCUAUGGGUUUAAGAGUUUUAGCAAUUGAUGGUGGUGAUAAGGAAGAGUUCGUCAAGUCUUUAGGUGCUGAAUCCUAUAUUGAUUUUACCAAGAGUAAGGAUGUUGUCAAGGAUGUUCAGGAAACUACUGAUGGAGGUCCUCACGGUGUUAUCAAUGUUUCUGUUUCAAUUAAAGCUAUUAACCAAUCUACCGAAUAUGUUAGAUCUUGUGGUACUGUUGUCUUAGUUGGUUUACCACAUGCUAACCUUGAAACCAGUAUUUUCAAUGCUGUUGUUAAAUGUGUUUCUAUCAAAGGUUCUUAUGUCGGUAACAGAGCAGAUUCUGCUGAAGCAAUUGAAUUCUUCUCCAGAGGACUUAUCAAAUGUCCAAUUAAGAUUGUUGGUUUAUCCGAAUUAGCCAACAUCUAUAAAUUAAUGGAAGAAGGAAAGAUUACAGGUAGAUACGUUGUUGAUACUUCUAAAUAA
Messenger RNA from Debaryomyces fabryi, 1041 nucleotides. It is a transcript of the gene ADH2, whose product is annotated as alcohol dehydrogenase. The record is from RefSeq and is a predicted model, not a curated record. Gene Ontology annotation, molecular function: oxidoreductase activity; zinc ion binding. The coding region runs from base 1 to 1041 and encodes 346 amino acids. The transcript has a single exon. Lineage: Eukaryota; Fungi; Ascomycota; Pichiomycetes; Serinales; Debaryomycetaceae.